AUGGCGGCGAAUACAGUGACAUUCAGGGUGUUGAGAGAUGAGGAAGUGUAUGAAGAUUUCGAAGUGGAAAAAGCGGUUGCAAUGGAAUCAGAGGUCGUAAAGAAUUUUAUAGAGAAAGACACAGGAAUGGAGCCUCUAAGGUUUCCUAUUCCUUGUCGUAACAUCAAAAGCGGCAAAGUACUGGAGAUGGUAUUAGACUACUGUAAAUUCCAUGCUCAUGCAAGAUCCUUCACUAUACCAGAUGACGAUGUGAAGACAUGGGAUAAUGAAUUCGCUGAAAAAGCUCUUUCUGCGGAUAAAAAUCAGGUGACCUUCUGCCACAUUCUUUUGGCUGCUAAUUUUCUUGAAAUCGAAGAUCUUUUUUGUUUGUUAUUGAAGGCAGGGGCAGAUUUAUUGAAAGACAAAAGUGUGGAAGAAUUGCGCCAGAUAUUUAAGAUAGAGAAUGAUUUCAGUGAACAGGAAGAGGAGGCAAUCGUGCAAGAGACGAAGUGGACCUACGCAUAA
Cryptomeria japonica (Japanese cedar) is the source of this 504-nucleotide messenger RNA. Its product is annotated as SKP1-like protein 14. The transcript has a single exon. The record is from RefSeq and is a predicted model, not a curated record. Gene Ontology annotation, molecular function: cullin family protein binding. Gene Ontology annotation, cellular component: nucleus; cytoplasm. Gene Ontology annotation, biological process: SCF-dependent proteasomal ubiquitin-dependent protein catabolic process. The coding region runs from base 1 to 504 and encodes 167 amino acids. Lineage: Eukaryota; Viridiplantae; Streptophyta; Pinopsida; Cupressales; Cupressaceae.